Dentiscutata heterogama is the source of this 162-nucleotide messenger RNA. The record is from the annotation of a GenBank genome assembly. Lineage: Eukaryota; Fungi; Glomeromycota; Glomeromycetes; Diversisporales; Gigasporaceae.
AUGGACACUGCUCUGGAAGACACUGAACUAUUAGAUCCAGUGGAUAACUUAUAUGAUUCAUAUGAAGAAAUAUUAAUAGAAAUUAAAAGCGAAUUGUUUGAAGAUUUGGAAGAAAUUAAUGGUGAAGAUAUAGAUAUUGAUUAUGCAAAUAAUGAAGGAUAA